AUGACUCUCCUAGUCCAUGAGAUCGCGGCUGUGCGAGAGGCCAUCUCGAAAGAGAAGCCUUUCUGCACUGGAACUUAUCCACUCACCAAUAAUGCGGGACUCUUUUUCUUCCGAAAAGGCGACGCCGCAGGGUGGGUCGAUCUAGCCAACGCCAGUGAUGAGAAGCUUCAAGCGCUUCUGGAAGCUUGCGAGCCAGCUCCGUUCGGGGUGAACAACAAGGACGUUCUUGACGAUACGUAUCGCAAGGCUUGGAAGAUGGACAAUUCGAAUUUCUCAACACGUCUCGAUGUGGUUGAUACCGGAAUAGUAGAGCACGUUCGCUCCAAGCUCGUUGACGUCGGCCACGGAGGUCAAAAGAAAAUUCGACCCGAGUUGUACAAAUUAAACAUUUAUGGCACCGGAUCUUUUUUCAAGGCGCACAAAGACACUCCCCGGGGCGAGAAUAUGUUCGGAUCCCUCGUCGUCGUUUUCCCCACUCGCCAUGAAGGCGGUGCGCUGCACCUCCGCCACAAAGGUGAAGAAUGGACCUUUGAUUCUGCGGCCCUCACCUCGGCUCAAGAAGAUCCUUCGAUUACGUAUAUUGCGUUCUAUAGCGACGUUGAACAUGAAGUCUCUGUGGUCAACUCCGGUUACCGUGUUACGUUGACCUACAACCUUUACUUUGAUGGUGCUUAA
This is a messenger RNA of Laccaria bicolor S238N-H82, 675 nucleotides long. RefSeq lists its product as uncharacterized. The transcript is spliced from 3 exons. Lineage: Eukaryota; Fungi; Basidiomycota; Agaricomycetes; Agaricales; Hydnangiaceae. Bases 1 to 675 code for a protein of 224 amino acids. The record is from RefSeq and is a predicted model, not a curated record.